This is a messenger RNA of Anopheles funestus (African malaria mosquito), 687 nucleotides long. RefSeq names its product multifunctional methyltransferase subunit TRM112-like protein (gene Trmt112). The transcript is spliced from 3 exons. Bases 49 to 417 code for a protein of 122 amino acids. Gene Ontology annotation, biological process: tRNA methylation; rRNA (guanine-N7)-methylation; peptidyl-glutamine methylation. NCBI's taxonomy places the organism in Eukaryota, Metazoa, Arthropoda, Insecta, Diptera, Culicidae. The record is from RefSeq and is a predicted model, not a curated record. Gene Ontology annotation, molecular function: protein heterodimerization activity.
GCCGCACAGAAUAACGCUGCACCAAAAUACAUAAAAACGUGCUUCAGCAUGAAAUUAUUAACGUACAAUUUUCUCACUUCCAAGUGUAUCCGUGGAGUAAAAGUUGGAUAUCCACUAAAGCUGAACAUCGUAGAGAAGAAAGAAGUAAAUGCAGAUUUUAGCUCGGAAUUCAUCACCCGAAUGCUGCCAAGACUGGAAUGGAGUGCAAUCUGUGAGGCCGCAGCUAAUGUUGGUUCCGAGAUUCCCAGCACCAUGCCCACCGAUAUCCAGAACGAUAUGGAAACGUUACAGAAACUUCACCACAUCCUGCUGGAGGUAGACGUUGUCGAGGGGACACUGGAAUGUCCUGAAACGGGACGCAUUUUUCCAAUCAACAAAGGUGUACCGAAUAUGUUGCUAAAUGAAGAUGAGGUUUAAGGGGUGUUCGCAUUUCAAUUCGCUUUCCUUCUUUAUGUGGUAAUGUGUAAGCUAAUGUAACAUAAACGUAACAUUUGUUCGGGUGUGUUUUGGUCAAAUAGUAUUUGUCGUUUGUAAACGAUUUCAAAAAAUGCCCGUUCGUUUGAGUUAACGCUUUGAUUGGAACGUGAUAGCAAAUCAGGCAAGGCAGCAGGUACGAUUGUUGAGUCAAGCGAGCAAAAAAAAAUGUAACCAAAACAGUUAAAUAAUCAACUCCAAUAUUGCCGAAAA